AUGUGCUUGCAUCUCAGCCGUCAUUUCUUCGCCACAUCGCCGACCAUUCCCUCCCACACUCACACCCCCCUCCCAUUCACCCGCAGUGUCAUCGACACAAUACAAACCCCUCUCACUUCCCCCCACCACCAGGGCACGCCCCUGCCAUUCACCCGCCAAAUCAUUGAGACUGUGCAGGGCACGCCCCUGCCAUUCACCCGCCGUGUCAUCGAGACUGUUCAAGUCAACAUCGGGCUGGUACGCCCCUCCCGUUCACCCGUCGAGUCAUUGAAACCGUGCAGGUCAACAUCGGGCUGUGCUGCAACCAGGCGUGCCAGGCUCCUCACCUGCUUUCCUCACUCUUUACUUCCCUCCCCUCUCCUUCCACCCUCCCCCCUGCAGGGCACGCCCCUGCCAUUCACCCGUCGAGUCGUUGAAACAGUGCAGGUCAGCAUCGGGCUGUGCUGCAACCAGGCGUGCCAGGCUCCUCACCUGAGCUGGCCCCCUCUUUUCCUUCUUCCCUUCCUGCCUCCCCCUUCCUCCUUUCACCAGGGCACGCCCCUCCCGUUCUCCAGGCGAGUCAUUGAAACUGUGCAGGGCACGCCUCUGCCAUUCACCCGCCGUGUCAUCGAGACUGUCCAAGUCAACAUCGGGCUCUACUGCAACCAGGCGUGUCAACACUGCCACGUGGACUCCUCCCCCCUCAGAACCGAGAUGAUGGACCACAGAACAGCAGAGAGGGUGGUCCACCUGGUAUCGGCGUGCCCAAGUGUGCGCUGUGUUGACCUCACAGGGGGAGCACCUGAGCUUAACCCUGAGUUCAGGUACCUGGUGACAGAGGCGCGGAGAAUGGGCAAGGAGGUGAUCGACCGCUGCAACCUCACUGUGCUAUUUGAGCCGGGGCAAGAGGAUUUGGCAGAGUUCCUGGCAGCCAAUCAGGUGCACGUGGUGGCAUCCCUCCCAUGCUACUCAGCUGAUAAUGUCAACAAGCAGAGGGGAGGGGGAGUGUUUGACCUCAGCAUCAAGGCGCUUCAGCUGCUCAACAGCCUGGGGUACGGCAAGGAAGGCUCGGGUUUGGUGCUAGACCUGGUGUACAACCCUGUUGGCCCGUUCCUUCCGCCUGCUCAAGCCAAGCUGGAGGAAGCAUACAAGAGCGAGCUAAUGUCAUGCUAUGGCAUAUCGUUCAACAGCCUGUUCACCAUCACCAACAUGCCUGUAAAAAGAUUUGCAACGUUUCUGCACAGGCAGGGCCAACUCGAGGACUACAUGCAGCUGCUGGUCUCUGCUUUCAACCCGGCAGCAGUGGACAACGUGAUGUGCCGAAACCUGAUCAACAUUGACUGGCAAGGCGCUCUCUUUGACUGUGACUUCAACCAGCAGCUCAACCUCGGCCUUCCCCCCAAACCAUCCACUGCCCUGGACUCUCCCCUCACCUCUCCUCCUCCUCCCCCGCCGCGCUCUGUGUUUGACAUCCAGUCACUGGAUGAGCUUGUGGAUCGACCCAUCGCCACAGCAGCACACUGCUACGGGUGA
This is a messenger RNA of Closterium sp. Naga37s-1, 1512 nucleotides long. The record is from the annotation of a GenBank genome assembly. Lineage: Eukaryota; Viridiplantae; Streptophyta; Zygnematophyceae; Desmidiales; Closteriaceae.